Messenger RNA from Sclerotinia borealis F-4128, 2460 nucleotides. The record is from the annotation of a GenBank genome assembly. Lineage: Eukaryota; Fungi; Ascomycota; Leotiomycetes; Helotiales; Sclerotiniaceae.
AUGGCAGAACAUAAUGGGGAGUACAAUAAGGAGGUGGAAGAACUUAGGGAGCAUGAAUAUCCAAUGCUCAAAGACGCCGUUUACCUUGAUCAUGCUGGCACAACCCUCUACUCGAAGUCACUUUUGGAGAGAUAUAUGGUGGAUAUGAUGUCAAAUUUAUACGGGAAUCCGCAUUCAGCCUCAACAUCCUCUCAGUUGUCGACUUCGCGCAUCGAGAAUACUCGCCUGAGUGUCUUACGAUUCUUUAAUGCCGAUCCGGCGGACUUCGAUAUAGUAUUUGUAGCAAAUGCCACGGCUGGAAUCAAGCUUGUUAUGGACGCAUUCAGAGGUCAACCAGGUGGGUUCAUGUAUGGGUAUCACCAAGACUCGCAUACUAGUCUUGUCGGGGUGCGAGAGGAUGCUACUUCAAGCCGCUGUCUCGAUGAUGAGGCCGUAGAAAGUUGGUUAUCCGGAUCAGAACAUCCUAUAACAAAGAAACAUGAUUCUAAGGUUGGUCUUUUUGCAUAUCCAGCGCAAUCGAACCUAGAUGGUCGACGAUUACCAUUAUCAUGGCCAGAAAUGGUGCGAGGUCUUAGUUAUCAAGCUCGAUCAACCAGAUAUACAUUACUGGAUGCCUCUGCUCUAGUUUCUACUUCUCCACUAGACCUGAGUGAUGCUAGCAAGGCAGCAGAUUUUACGGUCCUUAGUUUCUACAAAAUAUUUGGAUUCCCUGAUCUCGGUGCACUGAUCGUGCGUAAAGAUUCUGGAGCGAUACUUCAAACGAGAAAAUACUUUGGAGGUGGCACUGUUGAAGUCGUAGUGUGUCUGAAAGAGCAAUGGCAUGCUCCAAAAGGACAGGCUUUGCAUGAAACUUUAGAGGAUGGCACUCUACCUUUUCACAAUAUCAUAGCACUGGAAGCCGCAAUAGAUGUCCACAGAUCGUUGUAUGGUUCUAUGGAGCGCAUUGCAAACCAUACCACAUUCCUUGCACGAAAGCUGUACGAAGGUCUAAAAUCAUUACGACAUGCUAAUUCCGAACCUGUGUGCACAAUUUAUUCUUGUGGCUUCUCCAACGAAACUUCCUCAGAGGUGCAAGGACCCACGAUAGCUUUCAACGUUAAAACCAGUUUUGGGGCGUGGGUGACUAAUGUCGAAUUUGAGAGGUUGGCUUCUAUAAGAAAUUACCAUAUUCGAACGGGCGGUCUUUGUAAUCCUGGUGGUGUUGCAUCUGCAUUGGAUCUACAACCGUGGGAGACGAAGAGAAAUUUCUCGGCUGGUCUACGAUGUGGUGGAGAGACCGAUGUCUAUGCGGGUAAGAUUACAGGGGUGAUUCGUGUGAGCUUAGGAGCCAUGAGUACGAUGAGCGAUAUUGAAUCGUUUCUUUUAUUUGUGGAAGAGUUUUUCGUGGACCAGACAGUAAUCGCCCCUACUGACGAGGAUAUUACAACUUCCAAGUUGGUUGACAUGUAUGUCGAAAGUCUUACAAUCUACCCGAUCAAGAGUUGUGGUGGUUUUGAGGUCCCGAAGGAAGCCGCCUGGGAAGUCAAGCCAGAAGGCCUUUCUUGGGAUCGCGAAUGGUGCCUUAUUCAUCAAGGUACGGGGCAAGCUUUAAGUCAAAAACGCUACCCUCGAAUGGCUCUUAUCAAACCAACAAUUGACUUUGAUUUGGGGUUGCUAAAAAUUAAAUAUCGAGGGUCAAAUUCCCCCAUUUUAGUAGAUGAGAUCAAUGUCCCCUUAUCAUCUGAUCCGAAGUUCUACCAGACUCCAAAUUACAUACACUCAUUAUCGUCGAGGGUUUGCGGAGAUGCUAUUGUGGCACGAACUUACUCUAGUCAUGAGAUUAAUGAUUUCUUCUCCAAAAUCUUGGGGGUAUCUUGUGCUUUGGCAAGAUUCCCUGCAGGCGGAAGCGGUCCUUCUUCAAGACAUGCAAAGGCUCACAUGCAGCAGCAUCAACAACCCAAACGUCCUGCCACGAAUGAUGAAUUGGGCCGUAACUCUUUCCUUGGCCCUUCCACACCACCAGAUUCUGACAGCGAAAGCCGAAAACGGCCAAUAUUGCUAUCAAACGAAAGCCCCAUACUUGCAAUCAAUAGGUCUAGUAUCAAUGUCCUAAAUGAAGAGAUAGCAAAGAGUGGCGGAAAGCUUGCUUUAGCAUCUGUCUUUCGAGGAAAUAUUGUACUAGCUUCAACCAAAUCCACUGAUCAUCAGCAGCCAUAUGGCGAGGAUCAUUGGAGUACCCUACGCAUUGGUUCAGAAACGUAUCAGAUGUUAGGGUCUUGUCGACGUUGUCAUAUGAUAUGUGUUGACCAGGAUACUGCGGAAAAGAACGAAGAGCCCUUCGUCACUUUGGCAAAGACACGAAGGUUUGAAUCCAAGGUUUUCUUUGGCUCUCAUAUGUGUCAUGUACCAUCCUUGUUGCCCUACAAGGAGCACCAAUUUCCAGUCAUCAAAGUGGGAGACAAAGUCUCAAUUGGGCUAUAA